GCGCUCCAGGGGGAGCCCGCGGGCCUAGCGGAUACGUUUCCGUAAGGCAGCCCUCAGGGAGGACUUGGUUCCAACACCUGCUGGGCCGCGAUCUGCCGGGGGACCUACCGCUUUGUGCCCCCAAAACCACGCCGAGGCCAGACAACCCUCGGCCUCAGCGGCGCGCCGGAGUGAAGCCGGACCGGGACCCUGCUGGCCUAGGAAGGACUGGCUGCCGGGCCUCCGAGGCUCCGGCGCUGAAACGACGACCCACCUGCCUGCCAGCUAGCCCGGGCCAAGGCUGCGGCCGUCCCCUCCCGCCCGGCUCCACGUAAAACCCGGAGCGGAGAUUGUUCCCCCGCUCCCUAGAGGCGGCGCGGCGCGGCGGACUGGGCAUGCGCAAUGCGCAGGGCCGGUUCCCAGCGCCAAAAGGAAGCGUUCGCCGAGAUCGCAGCGGCUGCGCCGGGGAAUGCGGAACGGGCUCGUGUGGCUGCUGCACCCCGCGCUGCCCAGCACCUUGCGCUCCAUCCUCAGCGCCCGCCCGCCACCCGCGAAGCGACUGUGUGGAUUCCCAAAACAGACUUAUAGCACAAUGAGUAAUCCCGCCAUCCAGAGAAUAGAAGACCAAAUUGUCAAGUCUCCUGAAGACAAACGGGAAUAUCGUGGACUGGAGCUGGCCAAUGGCAUCAAAGUGCUUCUCAUCAGUGAUCCCACCACGGACAAGUCAUCAGCGGCACUCGAUGUGCACAUAGGUUCACUGUCAGACCCUCCAAAUAUUCCUGGCUUAAGUCAUUUUUGUGAACAUAUGCUGUUUUUGGGAACCAAGAAAUAUCCUAAAGAAAAUGAAUACAGCCAGUUUCUCAGUGAACAUGCUGGAAGUUCAAAUGCAUUUACUAGUGGAGAACACACCAAUUAUUAUUUCGAUGUUUCCCAUGAACACUUGGAAGGAGCCCUGGACAGGUUUGCCCAGUUUUUCCUGUGCCCCCUGUUUGAUGCCAGUUGUAAAGACAGAGAGGUGAAUGCCGUCGACUCAGAGCAUGAGAAGAACGUGAUGAACGAUGCCUGGAGACUCUUCCAGCUGGAGAAAGCUACGGGGAAUCCCAAACACCCCUUCAGCAAAUUCGGGACAGGAAACAAAUAUACUCUAGAGACUCGGCCCAACCAAGAAGGCAUUGAUGUAAGGGAAGAACUCCUGAAAUUUCACUCCACGUAUUAUUCCUCAAAUCUGAUGGCAAUUUGUGUUUUAGGUAGAGAAUCUUUAGAUGACCUGACUAAUCUGGUGGUGAAGUUGUUCUCUGAAGUGGAGAAUAAAAACGUCCCUUUACCUGCGUUUCCUGAGCACCCUUUCCAAGAAGAGCAUCUUAAACAACUUUAUAAAAUAGUACCCAUUAAGGACAUUAGGAAUCUGUACGUGACGUUUCCCAUACCAGACCUCCAGCAGUACUACAAGUCCAACCCUGGUCAUUACCUUGGUCAUCUGAUUGGGCAUGAAGGGCCUGGAAGCCUGUUGUCAGAACUCAAGUCAAAGGGCUGGGUAAAUACCCUGGUUGGUGGACAGAAGGAAGGAGCCCGAGGUUUUAUGUUUUUUAUCAUUAAUGUGGACUUAACUGAAGAAGGGUUAUUACAUGUUGAAGAUAUAAUUUUGCACAUGUUUCAAUACAUUCAGAAGCUACGUGCAGAAGGACCUCAAGAAUGGGUUUUCCAAGAGUGCAAGGACUUGAAUGCUGUUGCUUUCAGGUUUAAAGAUAAAGAGAGACCACGAGGCUAUACAUCUAAGAUCGCAGGAAAGUUGCACUAUUAUCCCCUAAAUGGAGUGCUCACAGCUGAAUAUUUAUUGGAAGAAUUUAGACCUGACUUGAUAGACAUGGUUCUUGAUAAACUCAGACCAGAAAAUGUCCGGGUGGCAAUAGUUUCCAAAUCAUUUGAAGGGAAAACUGACCGCACAGAGCAGUGGUAUGGAACACAGUACAAGCAAGAAGCUAUCCCAGAGGACGUCAUUCAGAAAUGGCAAAAUGCUGACCUGAAUGGGAAAUUUAAACUUCCAACAAAGAAUGAAUUUAUUCCUACAAAUUUUGAGAUUUUGUCAUUAGAAAAAGAUGCAACACCGUACCCUGCUCUUAUUAAGGAUACAGCCAUGAGUAAGCUUUGGUUCAAACAAGAUGAUAAAUUUUUCUUGCCGAAAGCUUGUCUCAACUUUGAAUUUUUCAGCCCGUUUGCUUAUGUGGACCCCUUGCACUGUAACAUGGCCUAUUUGUACCUUGAGCUCCUCAAAGACUCACUCAACGAGUAUGCAUAUGCAGCAGAGCUAGCAGGCCUGGGCUAUGACCUCCAAAAUACCAUCUAUGGGAUGUAUCUCUCAGUGAAAGGUUACAAUGACAAACAACCAAUUUUGCUAAAGAAGAUCACAGAGAAAAUGGCUACUUUUGAAAUUGAUAAAAAAAGAUUUGAAAUUAUCAAAGAGGCGUAUAUGCGAUCUCUCAAUAACUUCCGGGCCGAGCAGCCUCACCAGCAUGCCAUGUACUACCUCCGCCUGCUGAUGACCGAAGUGGCCUGGACCAAAGAUGAGUUAAAAGAAGCCCUCGAUGAUGUUACCCUCCCCCAACUUAAGGCCUUCAUACCUCAGCUACUGUCACGGAUGCACAUUGAAGCACUUCUCCAUGGAAACAUAACAAAGCAGGCUGCAUUAGGAGUUAUGCAGAUGGUAGAAGACACGCUUAUUGAGCAUGCUCACACCAAACCUCUCCUUCCAAGUCAGCUAGUCCGGUACAGAGAAGUUCAGCUCCCAGACCGAGGAUGGUUUGUUUAUCAGCAGAGGAAUGAGGUUCACAACAACUGUGGCAUCGAGAUCUACUACCAGACGGACAUGCAGAGCACCUCGGAGAACAUGUUCCUGGAGCUCUUCUGCCAGAUUAUCUCCGAGCCCUGCUUCAACACCCUGCGCACCAAGGAGCAGCUGGGCUACAUUGUCUUCAGUGGACCCCGUCGAGCCAAUGGCAUCCAGGGCUUGCGAUUCAUCAUCCAGUCAGAAAAACCACCUCACUACCUGGAAAGCAGAGUGGAAGCCUUCUUGCUCACCAUGGAAAAGGCCAUAGAGGACAUGACAGAGGAGGCGUUCCAAAAACACAUUCAAGCAUUAGCGAUUCGCCGACUCGACAAACCAAAGAAACUCUCUGCAGAGUGUGCUAAAUACUGGGGGGAAAUCAUCUCACAGCAGUACAAUUAUGACAGAGAUAACAUAGAAGUUGCAUAUUUAAAGACACUUACCAAGGACGAUAUCAUCAAAUUCUACAAGGAAAUGUUGGCUGUGGAUGCACCAAGGAGACAUAAAGUAUCCGUCCAUGUUCUUGCCAGGGAAAUGGAUUCUUGUCCUGUGGUUGGAGAGUUUCCCUCUCAGAAUGAUAUAAACUUGUCUGAAGCACCACCCUUGCCACAACCUGAAGUGAUUCAUAACAUGACUGAGUUCAAGCGUGGCCUGCCGCUGUUUCCCCUGGUGAAACCACAUAUUAACUUCAUGGCUGCGAAACUCUGAAGAGAGGAGAUGCGUUCCUGUGUCUGCCAGGGCCUGGGAAAGCAGUCUCAACUUGGAGUAGUUUCUGGCUUGCUAUUAGAGAGACAAACAGAACAGAGUUAUCAGGCAUUAUUAUGUAGAAAUGUUAAAAACCCAAAGUAAUAAAAUUAUAAAAUCUUAUAGAUGUAGAAUAUUUUUAAAAUCUCUUAAAUAUCUUAAUUUUUUUCCUUUAUAUUCCUUAUAUAAAGAAAUGCCCUUAUAUUAACUGCUUAAUCUGAAGAAAGAUAUCCCAAUACAAUCUUUCUUCUUUAUUCUGUAAAAUAGUCACUUAUCUGGAAAAAAAAAAAAAAGAGCUUUUUUUCUUAAAGGCUUCAAAACAUUUAGAAAGGAUUACCUUUUUAAGAACCUAUCCUCAGAUCUGCUUUCUAUGUGAUGGUUUCCUGUAAACCAACAGGAAACACUAUGUUUAGCAGAUAAUGCACAAAGCAAUGCCAUGUUCCUUUAUUAGUGAACUUGCUGAUUAACUAAGGCAUGGUUUUAAAUGUUUUUAUAAAAUUUGGGUGUCUUUUUUAAAUCUUCUUAGUCAAAUGCUGGAAACCCCAGAAUACCCAACUUUCAGUGCUAGAAACGCAGAUUAACCUUACACCAAGUUCGGAAUUUCUCAGGAUUCCCAUGGGUCCUCUCUCAUCGAAUUCUGUUGACAUUUCUGUUUUUCGUAGUUGGUUUGCUGUGCUCUGUCAGCAGAAGCCGACACUGUACUGCUGACUAGCUUGAGACAUGCUGUGCUAACGCCAGCUGCUGUAACUCCCCAGAAUUCCUAGGGUUGAAGUUGUGAUCAGUGUGUGAACUUAAACAUUUGCCCCUUUAGGGACUUAAAAAGCAGCAGAUACAAAGCCACCUCUGUGGAGAUAUAAAAUGAUUGCAUUCUGAAACAGCCAGUCUCCCCAGACUCCAAACUCCCUGCUGCUCCCAGUCUCAUCUUGCCUUAAGUGUUAUUUUUUUGAAUAUAUGAAUAUAAACAUACAGAUGAUGACUGGAGUGAACUUUUAAAAAAAUAUUUUUUUCACAAGAUACUAUUUUAGGUGGAAAUGUUACUGUAGAUUUAACAGCUGUUUUAAAGUAUUUGCUAUUAUUAAAACUUGCUUCAAGAACAAGCGUGGCUGUGUUUCCACACACAGGCAAUGUAACAGAAAGUGCUCCUGUUUGUCCACCAGCUCAGGCAAAGUACAGAAUGGUGUUUCCAAGUGACAUUUUCCUGCCCCAUAUUACUUGAUUUGCCAGGAUUUUCUGCUGUAGAAUCUCGGCUUUUCACAGCUUAAGUUUCACGUUUUCCAAAUACGGUGAACUUGGGCGGCUCUGGAGGCCGUUCUCCCCGUGGUGCUGCAACCGACCGUCUUUUAUCCACAUGUUCUAAGAGUCUCCCGGUGAGAAGCCUGUCUUUGUCCAUCCCAUCAGAAGAUGUGAGUCAACACUGCCUUCUCCUCUGCGAAAUUGGCCAAGCAGCCAAGUUGACUUUGAACUCCUUGAUCCUCUUGCCUCCACCUCUCAAGUGCCGGGAUUAGGCGUGCGCCACCCCGCCCAGUGUGACUAUGCAGCUUUUCAUCAAACUGCAAAAUAUAUACAAGAUGAAUCUAAACUUAGUUCUGAGUGUUUGAAUCCAUCAUUGUAAAAACAAACAACAGUCUGCUACCUUUUCUGUAAAUGAUCACAUGCCGUUGAGUAACUUAGCUCUUUUAAAAAAAAAUGGGUACGGUUAAAAGUUUGUUGUCUGUAUGAGAAAAGGCACCUGAAGAGAUUGGAAACAAUCCCAUGUCGUCUUCCAUGAAUCUGCACGUGGUGUUCAGUGUGUUCCAGAGCUCCCGUGUGUCACUUGGCAUCCCAACCGGUUCAUCUCCGUGGGUCCAGGGUGUGGUCCGUGAACAGUAACAUGCUAUCCAGAGACUUUGUGUACUCGAGCUUCGCAAGGGAGGUUUGUGAAAAAGUCAUGAGUUGCCAGAGACUUAAAGUCUUUUUAAUCAGUCAGUGUGAAAGAGCAUGUGACAUUGCCAGUGUGGCGGGCUCCUAGGGUUUUCCUGUUUACAAUAAAUCUGACCUGGAACUCUG
Messenger RNA from Arvicanthis niloticus (Nile rat), 5590 nucleotides. It is a transcript of the gene Ide, whose product is annotated as insulin degrading enzyme. Gene Ontology annotation, molecular function: metalloendopeptidase activity; metal ion binding. Gene Ontology annotation, biological process: hormone catabolic process; amyloid-beta metabolic process; peptide catabolic process. NCBI's taxonomy places the organism in Eukaryota, Metazoa, Chordata, Mammalia, Rodentia, Muridae. Gene Ontology annotation, cellular component: cytosol; mitochondrion; peroxisomal matrix. The record is from RefSeq and is a predicted model, not a curated record.